ACCUGGUAAGAAGACGAAAAUCAAAAUGGCGGGAACAAAGGAAUCAGAGGUUCCCAGUCUGAGAGUAUCAUCGUCAUCUUCCUCUCCGGCCAGGGAGAAACGGAUGGGGAAGAACAAUUCAGCAGCGGAGCUUUGUUGGAGGGAAGAAGUGGAUCAGAACUUGAAGAGGCUUCACUCACUUCUGUUCGGUGCCGAUAUCGCUCUGGAAAGAGGAGAUUUCUCCUCCGCCCAAAUACUUGGCCUCCGUCUCCUUGGAUUCCUCGACUCACAAACUCGCACUGAUGUUGACGAGGCCUUCAUCGAUCCUAUUCGAAGAGAAGUCGCUUCGAAGAUCGAUACUGCUCGCCGCUCCCUUGCACCAGAAUCAGAUCGCCAGGCUUUUGAACAAGCGAAAAGAGAUCCAGGCUUUGUGUUUGUGAAGAAGGAAAUUGACGUUGAGAUGGUCAAGCAUUCAAAGUAUUUCCGUGCUUUCUUUCAAAAACCUAAGGUCAAGACUGCUGGUCCAGGGAUUCACUGCUCAUCAGGAAGCAUCAACUCGGACACUCUUCAAAGCUGCAGCUCUGGGGAAGGUCAUUCAUCUCUGGCAGGCCGACUGAACAGGCAGAAUGAUGAGUUGAAUUGCAAGCCUUCAAAGACAAUGACACAGGCAAAGUUAACAUCUAUAUAUGGCAACAAGGUGAAGGAAAAUAAUAGUUCAUACAAGUGUAUGCUGAACUCCAGAAGUAACGGCUCAGAGGACUGCACUAUAGUAGAAAAAGCUCACUCAUUUAAUCAGAACCAUCAUAAAGGCCAUGGGAUCACCUCAUUUCUGCAAGCUGAAGAGGAAGCAAAACCUCAUGGUGGCUAUGGAAUAAAACGUGCACAUAUGGAAACUGGUAGCCCUAGGUUUGAAAGUAUCAAGUCCCCAUCAAGCACUGAGGAGGCUAAUGCUGAUGUUUCUGGCAAUGGAUUUGUCACAGCAAGAGCAAAAUUGGAAAUGGAUGCAAGACAGAAGCGUGGCUUGGCAGGAUCGCCAAGCUCUUCUGUCUCCCCUCAAAGUGAUAACUGUUCAGUUGGUAGAGGUUAUGGUGUUAGAUCAGUUGGUUUUCCUCGACGUGGUAUUCGAAGUAAUUUUGUUCCUCCUAUUAGAUCCAAUGGAGCCAAUAAUGGCAAUACAACUUCACGAAAUUCAGGGAAGGGUGAUGACGCAUUAGAUGACUCAACAAAGAGAUGUUUGGAAAUGUUAUGUGGGCCUGAUGGUGAGCUUCCUGAGAAGUUAAGGAAUUUGGAACCCCGUCUUAUUGAACAUGUUAGCAAUGAGAUAAUGGAUCGUGAUCCCAAUGUUCGUUGGGAGGAUAUUGCUGGCUUGGAUCAUGCUAAAAAGUGUGUGACUGAGAUGGUUAUUUGGCCUUUAAUACGACCUGACUUAUUUAAAGGUUGUCGGUCUCCAGGAAGGGGUCUUCUUCUUUUUGGUCCUCCAGGAACAGGUAAAACAAUGAUUGGCAAAGCUAUUGCUGGUGAGGCUAAAGCCACCUUUUUUUACAUAUCAGCCAGUUCAUUAACAAGCAAGUGGAUUGGUGAGGGUGAAAAGCUAGUGAGGGCACUUUUCGGGGUUGCCAGUUGUCGUCAGCCUGCUGUAAUAUUUGUUGAUGAGAUAGAUUCACUAUUGUCUCAGCGAAAGUCAGAAGGCGAACACGAGUCAAGUAGGAGACUGAAAACACAGUUUCUGAUUGAGAUGGAAGGCUUUGAUGGUGGGAACGAGCAAAUUCUGCUUAUUGGAGCAACAAAUAGACCCCAGGAGCUUGACGAAGCAGCACGGAGGCGACUUACGAAACGACUCUAUAUUCCUCUUCCAUCCUCAGAAGCCAGAGCCUGGAUUAUCCAGAAUCUCUUGGACAAGGAUGGGUUGUUCAAGCUUUCAAAGGAAGAUAUUGAAGCCAUAUGCAAGUUAACUGAAGGGUAUUCUGGAUCGGACACGAAGAACUUAGUCAAGGAUGCAUCCAUGGGACCGCUGAGAGAGGCUCUAAGACAAGGUGUGGAGAUAACAAAGCUGAAAAAGGAGGAUAUGAGGCCUGUCACUCUUCAAGACUUCGAAAAUGCACUACAAGAGGUGAGACCCUCCGUUUCCUUGAAUGAACUCGGUAUAUAUGAGGAAUGGAACAGGCAAUUUGGAAGCUUGUCUCUGUAAGUAUCAAUUUGAUAAAUGCAAGGAAAAUAAAAAAUAAACACAAGAGAGCAUGCAUUGAUUUCUAGUAGCCUUUUAUCUGAUUGGUUUCUAUCUAUUGGCUCCCA
Messenger RNA from Telopea speciosissima, 2271 nucleotides. Its product is annotated as ATPase family AAA domain-containing protein FIGL1. NCBI's taxonomy places the organism in Eukaryota, Viridiplantae, Streptophyta, Magnoliopsida, Proteales, Proteaceae. The coding region runs from base 26 to 2167 and encodes 713 amino acids. The record is from RefSeq and is a predicted model, not a curated record. Gene Ontology annotation, molecular function: ATP hydrolysis activity; ATP binding. The transcript is spliced from 13 exons.